CAGAGCGGAGGCCUCGUGCGGAAAAAAAUCGAGCGCGAGUUCGCGGCGCGGCGGCGGCGGCGGCGGCCUCCGAUCCUUCGAUCGAGCUGGUCUCGUCAGUCUGAGGUUCAUCCGGGAGCUGAAGGGAGCAUGAGUACUGUCAACGGCGUACGACGUGUCUGCAGAAGGCACUCACAAGAUGAGUCUGCUGAUAAGGUCGUUGUGAACUUGGUGUCCCCAGCCCCAGGGGUGGCCAGCAGGCGUGGGGUAUCCACCACUCACAGCGGCGCACGCACCUCGCCUAUCGAUGUGGAAGCUCUGGACGACGAAGUGCAGGUCGUAUCGGCUUCACAAGUGCCUCCUCGGAGGAGGAAUCCGAAAAUUAGGAGACAGCCCGUGACAGUAGUUGAUCUAGAGGUACAUGCCACCCGUGAAGGGAACAAACGUCAAAAAGCUUCGGCUGUGAUAAACAUCUCUCCAGAAACAGGGGAAGGGUCCAGCUUGCAGUCAAACAAAGCUGUGAAAACUAGAAAAGAGCCUGCUAAAGUGGCUCCAAAGGAACCAAUCUUUACCUGCCCAGUGUGUUGGAACAAGUUGGAGGAGCCUGCCACAACAAUGUGUGGCCAUAUCUUCUGCACGAGCUGCAUCAAGCAAGCCAUCCAGGUCCAAAAGAAAUGCCCCACUUGCCGGAAGUACUUGAAGAUAAACAACUUCCAUCGUAUUUACCUUCCUAACACUGCUGGAUAAGGGUCAGAAGUCCUCUCGGGGAGAACAGUUGGAUCUUUUCCUCAGGAACAUUGUUGUACCAUCACCAUCUAGAUGAAUGUUAUGGAAAUGCAUCAGUAGGAGUUCAUCAUCCUGGUGAAUGUACCGAUAGCCUUCCGUCUGAAUUGGAUUAACAAAUUUUCUUAGUCUUUUUGUAUUGCCUGUGUCAAGGUAAAAUUGUCCCUCUAUACUGUUGUAUGUAUUAGGCUGUUAACCGUGCCAUUUCUCCACAUUUGGUCUAUGUACUUGAGGCUGUUAGCCUGAUGUUGAGAAAAUACUUGGGCUUUGUAAGUUCCACCUGUUAAGUGGUGUAUGUUCUGAAGUGAA
Lolium rigidum is the source of this 1071-nucleotide messenger RNA. RefSeq names its product E3 ubiquitin-protein ligase RNF4-like. Lineage: Eukaryota; Viridiplantae; Streptophyta; Magnoliopsida; Poales; Poaceae. The coding region runs from base 130 to 726 and encodes 198 amino acids. The record is from RefSeq and is a predicted model, not a curated record. The transcript has 6 exons.